AUGGAGCCCUACGACGACGGAUUUAUUGAGGAGCAGGAAGAACAGGAGGAAGAGCGCACCGAGGAGAAAGUCAUUAAUGAAGAAUACAAAACCUGGAAGAAGAAUGCGCCUUUCUUAUAUGACAUGAUUCUUAGUACGGCAUUAGAAUGGCCUACUCUUACAACACAAUGGCUACCUGACAAGCAAGAGGUUCCCGACAAGCCGUAUUCAACUCAUCGAUUGCUGCUUGAUUGCUCAUGUGCAACUUCCCAACCUUCGGCUCCUAACCCGGACGACUACGAUGAGGAGCGUGGGGAAAUUGGUGGCUAUGGCGGUAGCUCUAAAAAGGCCCCGAUGGAAAUUAAGUUCAACAUUGUUCAGAAGAUUGAUCAUAAAGGCGAAGUAAAUAAGGCGCGGUAUCAACCUCAAAACCCCAACGUGAUUGCCACCAUGUGUACGGAUGGAAGGGUGAUGAUUUGGGAUCGCUCGAAACACCCCAGUCUACCUACGGGCACAGUGAACCCUCAAAUGGAGCUUCUAGGUCACACGAAGGAAGGAUUUGGUCUUAGUUGGAGCCCACACACCGCAGGUCACCUCGUCACUGGUAGUGAAGACAAGACUGUUCGACUCUGGGAUUUAACCACGUACACGAAAGGCAAUAAGGCGUUGAAGCCAACUCGCACAUACACCCAUCAUUCGUCGAUUGUCAACGACGUUCAGUAUCACCCACUUCAUUCUUCUCUCAUUGGCACAGUGUCCGACGAUAUUACCCUUCAAAUCCUUGACAUACGAGAAGCGGAAACAAGCCGUGCGGCAGCUUCUGCGGAAGGCCAACAUCGUGACGCAAUCAACGCAAUUGCGUUCAACCCUGCUGCAGAAACCGUUCUCGCGACAGGUUCAGCUGAUAAAUCCAUUGGCCUCUGGGAUCUGCGUAAUCUCAAGACUAAACUGCACACACUCGAGUGCCAUACCGACUCCGUAACCUCCUUGUCUUGGCACCCAUUCGAGGAAGCUGUCUUGGCGAGUGCAAGCUAUGAUCGUAAAAUUAUGUUCUGGGAUCUUAGCCGGAGUGGCGAGGAGCAAACUCCUGAUGAUGCACAAGAUGGACCCCCUGAGCUCCUCUUCAUGCACGGCGGCCAUACCAACCGUAUCUCUGAUUUCAGCUGGAACCUUAACGACCCAUGGGUUCUGUGUUCUGCCGCUGAAGACAAUUUGUUACAGGUGUGGAAGGUUGCUGAUGCCAUUGUUGGUAAGGACUUGGAGGAUGUGCCAACUGAGGAAUUGGAGGCCUGAUUAGCUUCAUCUUAAUAUCCAAUAUCUCGAGGGUUUUAUUACCUGAUGCGACAGUAUCCCGGAAUCUUGUACAAGUGCUGCCGAUAGGACGAAGAUAUCAAUGAGAAAGAGUCAUGUGAGCUUGAAGAUCCGCUGUAUUGAUAGUCAUUGCCAGAAGAACAGUAUUACAGCCUGACCACACUUCCUAAACACUCG
Molecule: messenger RNA, 1467 nt
Organism: Aspergillus nomiae NRRL 13137
Lineage: Eukaryota; Fungi; Ascomycota; Eurotiomycetes; Eurotiales; Aspergillaceae
Product: WD repeat RBAP46/RBAP48/MSI1 family protein
Exons: 7
Coding region: 1-1272 (423 amino acids)
Biological process (GO): regulation of gene expression
Cellular component (GO): nucleus; Rpd3L-Expanded complex; cytoplasm
Molecular function (GO): histone binding
Source: RefSeq, a predicted model, not a curated record